Messenger RNA from Vespa crabro (European hornet), 1276 nucleotides. RefSeq names its product zinc finger C4H2 domain-containing protein. Gene Ontology annotation, biological process: positive regulation of neuron differentiation. The record is from RefSeq and is a predicted model, not a curated record. NCBI's taxonomy places the organism in Eukaryota, Metazoa, Arthropoda, Insecta, Hymenoptera, Vespidae. The transcript is spliced from 5 exons. The coding region runs from base 298 to 1065 and encodes 255 amino acids. Gene Ontology annotation, cellular component: nucleus.
AUCACUAGUAAACUGUAAUAAGCUAUAAACAACAUGAAGCCGAUCUUUGCUUAAAAGAAUUCUUUUUUAUUUAUAUAUUGUUCAAUAUUGUAUAUGCAGUAGUAAUUAUGUUAGAUUGCAUUUAAGAUAUAGUUUGUACAUGAUUGAAUAUAAUUUAUUAUAAAAUCAAAAUACUGGUGUGUGUCCUGAAUCAGUUUUUUUAUAAUCUGUUCUUAUAUAUAUUAUUUUUGACAAGGAGGCAUUAGUGUAAAUCCGUGAACGCCCAUAAUAAAUAAGAACUCCUGGUUCAAUUGUACAAUGUCAGCUACUGAGACUACAGUUAUUUUUGCAAAAUUGGAGGCUUUAAAAGAAAUCAGAGCUAAAACUGUACAAUUAGAAAAACUGAAACAAAGAAUAUUGCAAGAGGUAGAACAAACUGAACAAGAGGAGAAAUGUUUAUUAGAAUAUAAACAAGAAAUGGAUCUACUUAUGCAAGAAAAAAUGGCACAUGUUGAAGAAUUACGUCAAAUACAUGCAGACAUCAAUGUGAUGGAGUCAGUGAUACACCAAGCAGAAAAAGCAAGGAACAGAUCACGGGAAACUGCUAAACUUAUACAUAAUAGUAAUUAUCAACCAUUAAAACAUGAUAUUGAUAGAAUGCGCAGAGAAGUAUUAGGUUUGGAAAGAUUACCUGAAUUGUAUGAAACAGAAUCAGAUCUUAUUUCUCCUGAACGGUUUAUUUGCAGUUACUUCGAAAGGCCAAUGCAAAAAGCAGAAUGGAGAGUAGAAGUUCGUGGAGAAGAUUUAUUACCUCCACAUAGUUUACAUCAUCCUGGACAUCCAGGUGGUUCAGCUUCUUUUCUUGCUCCUCAACCUCUUCAAGGACCUAGUAAGCCAGAGCCUAGACCAUUGCCCCCUGCUCCUGGUCCACCUGCUCCAACAUUCAGGUACCACUGGCAACAACCACCGCCAAUGAAAUCAUGCCUUUCAUGUCAUCAACAAAUCCAUAGAAAUGCACCAAUUUGUCCUCUUUGUAAAGCUAAGUCUCGAUCACGUAAUCCCAAAAAACCAAAGAAGAAAGACUAAUUAUAGCUGUAAAUUUUAUUUAUAAGAUGCAUGUGUGCUUUGAUUUUUUACUUUAUAAAUAUGGAUUAGACAUCAUUAGAAAUCUGGAAUGAUAAGCAUAAUUUGAUUUUAUCGAAACAAAGAGCCAUUUAUUUUGUUUUACGAUUUUUUACUUUUAUGUCUAGUUUAUUGUAUUAUAAAGAAAUAGUAGAUAACAUUAUAUAAUUGGUCA